AUGGCCGGGAAAUUUGAGCCCAAGGUUCCUGUUCAACUGAACCCCCCGAAGGAUGACCCCAUUUCCCUCGAGGAAUUGGCUAAGGCGAACGGCGAGGAUGGCGAGAAGUGCUACGUCGCUAUCAAGGGCAUCGUCUACGAUGUAACAGGUAACAAGGCCUACCAGCCGGGUGGCGCCUACCACGUAUUCGCCGGCAAAGACGCCUCGCGCGCCCUAGGCAAGACGUCGACCAAGCCCGAGGAUGUGAGUGCCGACUGGCAGGACCUCCCCGACAAGGAGAAGGGUGUGCUCAACGACUGGGUGACCUUCUUCUCGAAGCGGUACAACGUGGUGGGCAAGGUUGAGGGCGCGACGAACUUUGAAGAGUAG
Molecule: messenger RNA, 369 nt
Organism: Dichotomopilus funicola
Lineage: Eukaryota; Fungi; Ascomycota; Sordariomycetes; Sordariales; Chaetomiaceae
Product: cytochrome b5-like heme/steroid binding domain-containing protein
Exons: 4
Coding region: 1-369 (122 amino acids)
Cellular component (GO): membrane; endoplasmic reticulum; endomembrane system
Source: RefSeq, a predicted model, not a curated record